AAAACCCAUAUUUUUUGUGGUCUUGGGAACUCAUACACCACUCCUCUUAUCAAUCUGCAUGUGGGUCUGAAACAUGUAGAUACAGCAACUUAUGAGUUUCUGGAACUAUACUAAAGGUUUACCACACCAUUAGAAAAUUGGAGAAUAAAUGGCCUAAAAUUUUAGAAAAGUAAAGUUUAUUUGAAGACAUUUCUGGCUUUAAUUGUAAUAUUCUACAUAUUAAUGUAUACAUGGAGAUGUCAAGGGAUCAAGAUCAAUGCAUACAAAUGUGUCAUGCAAAUUAGCAAACGGGAUAAUUGAAAGGAGAAGUAAGUUGGAAAUAGAAGUUUCAUGUCAUGAACUAUUGAAAGCCUUCGUAGAUGCUGAUGAAAAUCGCUAUAACUAAAUAUGAAGACAACUUACUCUUUUGCAGAACCCAUAAUAUUUGGUAGAUAGAAUCUUUGUACUCCAAGACAAUAGGAUACACAUGGAAAAUAGAUAUACUGUAUCUGCUUGGUAGAAAGUAGUUGAAUUUCACCUAACUGUUAGAUAGUAUAUUUGAUUGUGAUGGCUAAUGAAACACCAUUCAAGUCUAGGUCAUCAAUCAAGGUAGCCACUAACCAUUUGUCCUUGACUGUAGACCCAGGGAGAUAAAUUCUCAGUAAUAACCCUGAGUAAUCAUGUUUUACAGCAGGUAUUCAUGUUGUCUGUGUUUGUGCCUGGUGUCUGCUGAUGUUAAAAUAGACCUCAGAUAAUACUCAUAUUCCCUACACACUAAAUAUGUGACUCCAUGCUCACAUUUCUGUAGAAAUGUUGACAACAUUCUUCAUAUUUUGUUUUUAAUAUCCUUUUAUGUGGUUUAGCAUUGUCCAUAACUAAGUUGUAUUAAUUUCAGCUUUGUAGUUUUCAAACCUGGUUGUGAAAUUUCAAGAAAACUUCCAAUAUUUGAAUCUGUGAGAAGAACAACAAAAAGAAUGAGUGUGGCUCUGGGAAACACUCUACAGGGUUUCUUAACCUUCAAGGAUGUGGCUCCAGAGUUCACACUAGAGGAAUGGGAAAGUCUCAGUUUUGCUCAGCGGGCACUGUACAUGGAUGUAAUUUUGGAGACUUACUACAAUCUAUUGUCUUUGGAAAAUUAUGUGAUAUGUGAAAAACAUGGGAAGGUAUUGGAUAGAGACACAGAGUGCAUUGUCCAUGAGCAUGUGAAUAUCCAAGAGAAGUUUUGUAAAUGGGAAGAAAUUAGCAAAGUGACUCUUGAAUCCACCCAAAGUACACCUUAUAAAACUAAUCUCCGAGAUCCCGCCCUUAAAGCUGGGAAAACCAGAGAAGUUUACAAAUAUAAAGACUGUGUACAGUUUUCAAAUGAAUGUGCUAUCGCUGGUGUAAAUUCCAGAAUCCACAUAGAGAACAAAGAGCACAAUAAAGAAUUUGAUAAGGAUUUUGUCCAUGAAGAUAAACUGGCACUGAAACAAAACACUAAUGGUAAGAACCUUCACCAAUGUAGUGAAUGUGAGAAAUGCUUUACCAAAACAAGGGAUCUUCAUUUGCAUCAGAGAAUUCACACAGGAAAGAAAUGUUACAAAUGUAGUCAAUGUGACAAAUCCUUUGCCCGAGAAUCCUAUCUUAGGCAUCAUCAGAGAAUUCAUACCGGAGAGAAACCUUACAAAUGCAGUGAAUGUGAUAAAUGCUUUACUGAAAAAGGCACUCUCAGAACCCAUAUGAGAAUUCAUACCGGAGAGAAACCUUACAAAUGCAGUGAAUGUGACAAAUGCUUUACUGAAAAAGGCACUCUGAAAAGACAUAUGAGAAUUCAUACAGGAGAAAAACCUUACAAAUGCAGUGAAUGUGACAAAUGCUUUCGCCUACAAUUCCAUCUUAAUAUUCAUCAGAGAAUUCAUACUGGAGAGAAACCUUACAAAUGCAGUGAAUGUGAAAAAUACUUUACUUACAAAUGUAAUUUUAGGAUUCAUCAGAGAAUUCAUACAGGAGAGAAACCUUACAAAUGCAGUGAAUGUGACAAAUUCUUUACUGAAAAAGGCACUCUGAGAUUUCAUCAGAGAAUACAUACAGGAGAGAAACCUUACAAAUGUGGUGAAUGUGACAAAUGCUUUGGCCACAAAUCCCAUCUUAGUAUUCAUCAGAGAAUUCAUACAGGAGAGAAACCUUUCAAAUGCAGUCAAUGUGACAAAUGCUUUACUGAAAAAGGCACUCUGAGAAGCCAUAUGAGAAUUCAUACCGGAGAGAAACCUUAUAAAUGCAGUGAAUGUGACAAAUGUUUUCGCCUACAAUGCCAUCGUAGUAUUCACCAGAGAGUACAUACAGGAGAUAAACGUUACAAAUGCAAUGAAUGUGACAAAUGCUUUGGCUACAAAAGUAGUCUGAGAAUUCAUCAGAGAAUUCAUACUUGAAAGAAACAAAGAUAAACAGAACCGAAAGCUGAUGCUUUGAGAAAAUCAACAAGAUAGAUAAACCCUUAGCCAGAAUAAUUACAGGGCAUAGAGACUGUGGCCAAAUUAACAAAUAUCA
Molecule: messenger RNA, 2505 nt
Organism: Rattus rattus (black rat)
Lineage: Eukaryota; Metazoa; Chordata; Mammalia; Rodentia; Muridae
Product: zinc finger protein 501-like
Exons: 3
Coding region: 954-2387 (477 amino acids)
Biological process (GO): regulation of transcription by RNA polymerase II
Cellular component (GO): nucleus
Molecular function (GO): RNA polymerase II cis-regulatory region sequence-specific DNA binding; DNA-binding transcription activator activity, RNA polymerase II-specific
Source: RefSeq, a predicted model, not a curated record